This is a messenger RNA of Heterotrigona itama, 1130 nucleotides long. Lineage: Eukaryota; Metazoa; Arthropoda; Insecta; Hymenoptera; Apidae. The record is from the annotation of a GenBank genome assembly.
AUGAAUAUUAGAAAUUAUAUUUUCCUAAAUCAACUAGUUCUAAAAUUUGUUGGACUUUAUCCAAUAAAUACUGUGAGAUAUGUCAUAUGCAUUAGUUGUAUUAUGCUUAUUAUCAUACCAGAAAUAAUAAUGAUUUAUAUACAUUGGAACGAUCUAAACAUUGUUAUGGAAACAGGCUCAACUUUAUUGACAAUUUCACUUGCUACAUUAAAAUCAGUAAUUUGGAUGUUGAAUAGGAAAGAUUUGGAACUUUUUAUUGAAUUUAUGCUAACAGAUUAUUGGAGAAUAAUUGAAGACAAUAUAUGCUAAAACCAUUACUAAAGGAUAUUUUAUUUCAAUGUGUAAUGCCUUAUUAUUUUUCUUUAGUUUACCUAUUAUUGAAAUAUUAAUUAUAAAGCAUGAAGAUUCAGAUAAUUUGACUAUAAAGAACUUUCCAUUUGCUGCAUUAUAUCCUAUAGCUUUUUAUAAAUUUCCCUUCUAUGAGAUCGCAUAUGUAUCUCAAAUAUUGGCAACAAGUAUUUGUUGUUUGGUUAUUCUUGCAACUGAUGGUCUAAUUGCAACUGCACUACUUCAUACAUGCGGACAUUUUGCAGUACUUAGAAAAAAUUUAGAACAACUUGAUCCGUACAUUGAUCGUGUAAUUAACCUGAAGCCUAAUUCAAAACACAUAAGUGCAAAUUUAUAUGAAAUAAAAAAUCAAAUGAUACAUGUAAUUAAACAUCAUCAAGUAGUUCUUUGACAUUAAUGGAACAAUCGAAAAUGAUUAAAUUUGCUUCUCACUUAAUCGUAGCACUUUUUCAAUUAUUACUUUUUUGUUUUCCUGGAGACAUGUUAAUGCAACAGAGUCUCAGUAUAAGCACAGCUACAUAUUCUAUACAAUGGUUUCAAUUACCAAGUUUUGUUAAAGAUGAAAUGUGUAUGAUUAUUUCACGUUCUCAAAGACCUAGUUAUAUUACAGCAGGAAAAUUAUACAUAAUGCAUUUGGAAAAUUUUACAACGGUAAAUCAUAUAUUGGUCUAAAAAAUUAACAUAAGAUUACUGAAAUAAUAACAAUUAUUUGACAUUUAUAGAUUCUCAGUACUGCAUUCUCAUACUUUAUGAUGCUUCAGAGUUUCAAUUCAGAAUCUUAG